AGAUGGCGACUGUGAGUCUGUUUGUUUCCACUCCAUGGUCCAAACAUAAAUCUCACGGCGAUGGUGCUGGUAUGAUUUCAGUAACAGGCAGGAGAAUUCAACCCUGUGCUGCUGACAGUUUAAAAAACCUCUCCAAUGAAGCACACGGGCCAGUUUUAAGAUGCUGAACGGAUCCCGGUGGAGAUCGAGUCCUGAACUACAGCAGGCGGAUGUGUGUAGCACAAUGGAAACUGAUCCUGCGGAAUGGACCAGAUUCAGACUGAUCUCAUGAAGCUUCAUGACUGCCUCGUUUUUAGGAAUUUUACCAGCGAUUGCAUCACUUGAAAAAAAAAAACGCUUGUUUUUAUUUUUAUUUUGGGUGGUUUUUUUUGGGGGGGACAUUGCACAUUUGUUUACGGGUUAACUAAAAGCUGUCCUCGCAUUCAUUGAUUGAUCUGUGGCUACAUCAGUUAGCUAGAGGAGAUUACCCGGGGCCUGCGAGGGAUUUAUCCGAGACCUACCCAAGAAAGGAGUGCGGCGUUCCGGCGUCGCUUUAACGCAACAUCGGGGAUUCAGUCCGGCCUGCAACUUUGGACGCAGAUUCCUGGGAUAUCGAGCUUAGGGAUUCUGUUUUAUCUUAUCAGCUGUUUAAUUCUCGAAAUAUUCUCUCUAACAUUUAACACAAAUUUGCAACAAAUACCCAAUAUUAGGCAUACGUAUUUACUUUAAAUUAUUAACAACCCUGUUUGGAGCUAGCCAGCUAGCUAGCUAACACUACUUGCAGAUUGCUGGUUUGUUUUGGAGCCAAAAAAAUAACGUAGCUACAUUAUUUUUGUUACUAAGAGCAAAACGAAUUUGCGACAGUUUCUUUAAUGGGUGCACUUUAGACAUUAAUGUGUUAAAAUUGGUAUUUUUUCCCCUUCAGUUACUCAGUCACCUUGGUUUGUUUACAACAUUGUUACUAGUUAGCCGAGGCUUCAGGGCAGAGCAGAGUUCAGUUACAUUUAUUAAGGAUUAUUCUUAUUAUUUUCACUAUCAAACACAGACUUUACCUACUGAUUUAAGGAUGCACUAAUGUUAAACUCUACUUUAAAGGGAAAAAAGAAAGAAAAGCAUUAACUGUGAUUAAUAGUAACCGCUGGCUGUGACACUAAAGUGCUGUUUCUAAAUGAAAGAUAACUCUAAAUUAAGGCUCACACUUCAUGCUGCUGGCAUUUCUGGCCUUGUGAUCAUCUAAUCAACUUUACUGAAGUCAAAGCAGAAAGGAAAUGUUAAAUCUGUCCAGGAGUUCAAUUAUUAUCCCAAAUAAUAAUAGUAGAGCAUUAAAGUGAGUAGACGGAGGUACCACGUCCAACUCUCCAGGCUUGGACCAUCAGAUCACUCAGCUUUAUAAAUGAGACGAUGCAUACCAGGACCAUCGCCGUGGCCUGAUAUAUAAAAAAACUACAACAUACAGCAAGAAAAGUGACAUCUUUGCCCCGUGAAUGAAUCAGGAGCGAGGAAGAAGCCGAGACGGACACUUUGCCUAAGGAGAUGACCACACGUUGACCACGGUUUCACUACACAGACGAGUGGUUGAGCUUCAGGAGCUGCGCAGACAUGAGUGUUCGACCUCCAACCUCGACUCUGGACAGUCCGUUUGCUGCUUGGUUGAGCAGCUUGACGCUGGGAGACUCGAAGUCUUCUCUCGGCCAGCAGAGAGACCCUUUCCCCGAGUUCCCUUCUGACGGUGCAGCUGCAGGUCUGGUUCAGAGAUGUGUGAUCGUACAGAAGGACAGUCUGGGCUUCGGCUUCACUGUGUGUGGAGAAAGAAUUAAACUGGUGCAGAACGUUCGUCCAGGUGGAGCAGCAGUAAAGGCCGGAGUGCAGGAAGGAGACCGGAUCAUUAAGGUCAACGGCUCCUUAGUGUCUUCCAUGUCUCAUCAAGAAGUAGUGAAGAUGAUCAAAUCUGGAACGUACGUGGCGUUGACGCUCCAGGGCCCACCUCCUUCGGUAGCCUCUGUCCCUCUUCAGCCCCUCUCAUCCGACCUCCCAGCCAAUCACAGGACGCAGCUAGGGGAUGAAACCACACCUCCUCCACCCCCACCCCUGCCUGCUUCAGGAAUCGGCACGCCAUCGCAGAGAAUCACCGGCCCCAAACCGCUGCAGGACCCAGAAGUCCAAAAACACGCCACACAGAUCCUGAGAAAGAUGCUGGAACAGGAAGAGGCGGAGCUACAGGACCUGCUGGAGGAACAAUCUCGCAACCCGUCGUCCUCUCUGGAAGAGAGGAUAGAAAGCGCAAAAAGGCGUGCUAAUCAAGUCAGAGUGAAAAUGCAGAAAGAUCUGGAUGGCACACGCUCGGAAACGGCAAGCAACUACGUUACUGCUGGAGAAGGUCGAUUGUCCAUAGACGCGGGUGAAGGGGAAUAUGAAACAUGCGAGAGCCCUUUCUCCUCUCCGUCCUCAUCAUUCAGGACUCCUCAACACCGCAGACAGGGCUCCGGCACGCUUGAAUCGGCUGGGAAAGCUCAUAUAAUCGGUCCAGAGGAAGAAGACGACGAUUAUGACGGAUAUAUGAUGAAUGAAAUGGACGGCCCGUUUCAGGACAUCGAGCUGCUGAAGAGUCGUCCUGCUCACAUGACGGUUUUUAUGAGAUACAUCUUCAGUCAGCUGCUGGACCCAAACCCACUGCUCUUCUAUCUCUCUGUUGAGGCUUACCUGGGUUCGAGUCCUAAAGACGCCCGUGCCAUCGCGCCCCAGAUCUGCUCUCACUUCCUGGACCCUGAUGCUCCUCUGAAGAUUAAAGUCAGAGACGAGUAUCUGACAGAUAUCGAGAGUCGUCUCCAUGCUCAGGAGGACAUCAGAGGUCCGCUCUCCGAGCUCCAGCAGCAGGUGCUUCCAGAGAUCCAGGACCAAAUACAGGACUACAGGAAUAAGCAGCUAAUGGGGCUGGGCUCCUUGUUCGGAGAGAGCGAUCUUCAGCAGUUAGACGGCGACCCAGCGAAAGAGAGACAGGUGGUGGACAGACAGAUCACGGCGCUGUGGGAACUGCUCUCAAAGCACGAAGAGGAGAGAAGUUCCCCGUUAGCAUCAGCGAUCACUCUUUACCUGCGUCACGCCGGGAUUAAGCUGAGAGACUCCAAACUUUUCCCAGGACUCAGCACAGAGAAGGAAAAGUGGCUCGCUUUCUUCCCCAAGACCAAGAGGCAGCUGAGCAGUACGAAGAGGGAGAAAGAUGGAGAGGAUAAGAAGAGGAAUCCGAUCUUAAAGUACAUCGGCAAACCCAGGAGCACAUCCCAAUCCACGUUCCAUGUCCCGUUAUCCCCUACAGAAGUGCGUGCAGGUAACGUGCGGAACAUUAUCCAGCAGUUUGAGAACCAUACAGACUGUGAGGAGGGAGAGAACGGAGGGCAGAGACUCUCCACUGGCAGCCUCGGGGACGAGAGCAUGGACAGUCCUACAGUGUCUGUGCGUUUGGCUCGCAGCGAGUCCUUGAAGGCUCAGGGCGAGGGGCGUCGUCGUGGAGGUGGAACAGGGGCGGAGACUGUUCCCCGUUCCCGCAGUGACGUUGACAUGGAAGACUGCGACGAAAGGGAAGGGCCAGGACUACGCCCAUUACAUCACAGCGCUUCUUCCUCAGCCUCCAGCAGCUCAGCGAGGUCACUAGAGAAUCCCACGCCACCUUACACCCCUCGCUCCAGACGCAGGAGUGUGGACACGCCGCUGGCGUUGUUACCGGACGCUCCUCCUCUGGAAGAGGACGUUGUUGACUCUCAGAACUGGCAGGAGACAGUGGAGUUACACACACUCCACUCCCUCAGCUCGCGGGAGAUUGACCGUCAGGCUGUCAUAUACGAGUUAUUCACGACGGAGGCGUCUCAUCUGCGGACACUCAGGGUUCUGGAUCAGGUGUUCUUCCAGAAAAUGAGAAACCUUUUGACCUCAGACGAACUUUCCUGCAUCUUCCCUAACCUGCCUCAGGUCUACGAGCUGCAUGCGAGUCUCUGUGAAUCCAUGAAGAAGCUGAGGGAAUCACCUAUUGUCCAAGGCAUCGGAGACAUCAUGCUUGCUAGAUUUGAAGAUGCAGCAGGAGAGGAGUUUCAGGAGCAGGUGUCUCACAUGUGCAGUCAGCAGAGUCAGGCUCUGGAGCUCAUCAAGAACAAACAGCGCAAAGACCCUCGCUUCGCUCACCUUAUACAGGAGUGUGAGGCGAGUCCUCACUGCCGCCGGCUACAGCUCAAGGACCUGCUAGUGUCUGAGAUGCAGAGACUCACCAAAUACCCCCUCCUGCUGGAUAACAUCAUCAAACACACAGAAGCCAGUUCUCCUGACCUGCAGCCGCUGCAGAGGGCACAGGUGUGUUGCCGAGGGAUACUGCAGGCCGUCAAUGAGGUCGUCAGGGAGACGGAGCACCGACAACUGCUCAGCCAAUACCAGCGCAGGCUGGACUUGUCACCUCUGGAGAGACAGGCCAAUCCCGUUGCAGCGCCAUUUAAGAAUCUGGACUUGACCACAAAGAGGAUGAUUCAUGAAGGCCCUCUAACAUGGAAAGUCAGUAAAGACAAAGCUAUAGAGGUCCAAGCUCUGCUGCUCUCAGACCUGUUGGUGCUCCUCCAGAGAGGUCCGGACGACCGCCUGAUCCUGCGCUGUCCGUCACGCUCACUGGGCGGAGUCGGGAACACGGACCACAAAACGCCAUUUUGCCCUGUGGUUCGCCUCAACUCCUCCCUCGUCAGAUCUAACGCCACGGAUAACAAAGCCCUGUAUGUGGUCAGCACUUCUGAGACACAGAUGUACGAGCUGGUGGCUGGAACAUCCUCAGAGAGAAACACCUGGAAGGAUCUGUUAGAAAAGACAAUCGCGUUGGCCUCCGAAGGUGCCGCAGCCACCAAACAAGGAUCACCCGCUCAGUCCUCUGUUCGGCGAUUACAUGACAGUCAUGUCAAUCAAGACGGUUCACUAACAGAAGAGACGAGUUCUGUGGAGAGAGAUCCGCAGAGCGACGACGAAAGUGCCCUCCCUUCCAGCACCCCAACCGACCAAUCAGAAGCCUUCCUACAUGAUGAUGCACACAAUAACCUGGAACCACGGCCUGAAGUCUCUGAGGCUGCUCUUCAAGAUGUUGAGACACUCAGACAAUUAAUCUUCAGAGAUCUCGAAGAUGGGUGGAGCCAAGAUUCAGAUGACACGCCUACCAACGAAACAGCCAAUGAAAGAAGCCCGUUCACAGAUCGCCCAGGAUCAGAGGCGUCUGAGCCUAGCUUUACUGAAAGCCCCAAACAAUCAGCGCAAGAUCAUGUAGAUGCUCCGCCCAAGGAGGCGGAGCGACCGACUGUUCAGGUUAUGAGGAAAGCUGUGGGUGCGGGCUCUUCUUCUAUUCCUGAUGACAUCCCUGAUGUCACCUCCGUCCAAUCUUCCGAAUCAAAAGGGAACAUGUUCUACCUGGUGAUGCCCAAAGACCAGAUGGGAGCUCUUACGGAAGAGAGCAGCACGGACGAAGUGAGAGAUUCGAGUCCUUCAGAGGCACCGGAAGCCGUAUCAUUGUCUUCACAGCAAGACAGUGAAGAGCAGGAAACCCCACGCCGGUCACAUCCGGAGGUGACGAGUAACGAGACGGGGCUCAGCCAAUCACAGGCCAGCACACAGCGACAUGUGAUAAAGAACAUGGAUGAGAUUUUUCGAACAAUGGAAGAGCUGAUGAAAAAGCUACAUCGGCUCAAAGAGAUCGAAACCGAACAUUACAGACUUGUAAAGACAGAAAAGAAGAAAUCUCCUACCGGGCAAAAUUCAGAUGACGUCAUCCACACAUCUGCUUCUGUUGUCAGGAUGCCAUCCAUGGACAGAGGGGCAGGAGACGGUGAGUGGGUCAAAGGGAAGGAAGGUGACGCCACAGAAGCCGCUCAGCCUGUCAUGCAGUCCACAGGAUUCUGACAUGUCUCUCUCUCUCUCUCUCUCUCACUCUCUUUCUCACACACACACACACAAUGUGCUGAAGGAUUUUUUUAAAUAAACACUCGCACACAAAACUAAGGGACCGGCAUUUCUGUCACCUUUCACAUCCUAUGUAGCUCCUUCCUACAAUCCCAGCAUGCUUUGCUCCUGGGAGAAGCCAGGAAUAUGAUGUAUGUCGUUCGUGUCCUCUAUCAUCAGGAAGUGAGACAGAGAGAAAGAGAGAGAGGACAGAAGAAGCUUCAGCACAUGAAAACUGGAAAGCAAGAAGACAAGAAAGAAAGAAAAAGUGCAGGAGGAACGUUCUGAAAUGCGAAACAUAGAAGGUUUAAUGGUACACAAUGAAAGAAGGUAAAGCGAGGUCGAUCUGAUGGUAUCAUUAAUGAAGGUUAACGAAGGAAGGCGAGCUUGAACGGGAUUGGCUGAGGAAAUGACUCCGCCCUCUGAAGGAAGCCCCAGCACUUUACCUGCUGUAUGUAAAUAAUCUGUACUCACAUUCAGCGUUCACCUCAUCCGUCAGAAAAGGGGAACUGUAUCAGUAAAUGGGUUAAAUUUCCCAUAAUGCACCUGUGUCCGCUAUGGCUGUGCGCUCCACCACUACUCACCGUAUACUAUGUGUGUGGAUGGAAGACGUUUUAAAGAAAAAGAAAAAAAAAAAACCACCUUCAGGUUGUUUUGCACUGUGGUCCUGAUUAAGGAUGUCGCAUUACUAUCAUUGUGUACUGUGUUGUAGCGUUUAUUUGCUAAAUUAACACUAUGCGAGAGGAAGUGAUGAAGGACUAGCGAGGGUGGGUUUGGUUUUGAUCUUGUUGCGUUCUAUAUAUAAAAUCUCUGCACACACUGUUUAAUGCAGAAGUUCAUCCUCGCGACACCGUAAGAAAAAAACAAGUACCUUUCCUUGUCAUUGGCUGCAUCUUUCAUACCUUUAGUGUGUAUGUUUUACCUGGAAAGGUGGAUACCUUUUAAAAAUUACUACAUUAAAGGUACAACAGUGGUUCUUAAGGUCCAGCUGUGUACCAUAAAUCAGUUUAAAAGUACACUGUAUUCUCGUUGUCAUGUGAAAGAUGCGUACUACAGGUAUGGCGGUAGGUGGUACCACACCAGUGACAAGGGAAAGUACAGUUUAGUGUGUUUUUUUUUUUUUUUGUUUUUUUUUGUUUUUUUCCUGUGUAUGUAGCGAACCACCACCACUGCUGCACUGCACACUACUGUAUUGCUGUAUAUGCAGACUGUCACUGCUGAGAGGGAUUUAUUUAUAAAAAUGUGUAGCCUAAUAUCAUGUUACCUGUGAUGAUAUCAAGUCUGCGUGAUGUAAAUACUGUGAAGUUUGUCCCACACCUCAGCGAUGACACAUGAAGGGAUUCGAUCUAGCCCAUUUCACACUGACCUGAGAUCAGAUCUUGCAGUUCAAAAGUGGAUACAGCUGAUCUGAGAUCAGUGUUGAACCCGAGCUCACAUCAGUGGUGCGUCCUGAUUUUUGUCUAGUGAUGGAUGUCCCUGGGUCACCAAGUGAAAUUAGUGAGGUAGUCCAUACUGCAGAACCAAAAGUCUAAUCACUUUCUGUAACCCCUAAUCCCUAACACAUGAGGUGCAUUAGAACACAACAACAAAAACACUGAGUUGACUUCACCCCCAUGGAGUUUGGUUUGACUCCGCCUAGAUAGGAGGAGCUGGAUCAGGUCCGACUCCACCCCCUGGAGUUUUAUUUCAACUCCACCCAGGUGGAAGGACCUGGAUCAGGUCCGAUUCCACCCCCUGGAGAUUUUAGUUCAACUCCAACUAGGUGGGAGGAGCUGGAUCAGAUCCGAACUCCACCCCCCUUGGACCUUUGGUUUGGCUCUGACCCCCAGUAGGAGGAGUUGGAUCCGGUCGGAAUCCACUCCUUGGAGUUUUGUUUCUAAUCCUCCCAGGUAGCAGGAGCUGGAUCAGAUCCAACUCCACCUCUUGGAAUUUUGCUUCUGCAGCGAGUGGUGCUUUGUUCCUGGGUCAACCAGCCAAUCGAAAACUUGGUCAUAUGACAUCACUACAGCAUUGUGCAUAAUGUCACUGGUGACUUGGCUAAUAAAAAAAACUUAUAAUAAAGAAACAGUAUUUAAUGCUAAGCACUACAUCUACAUGAAGAAAUUUGAAAGUUAAUGGUGAUGUCAUGAUGAAGUUUGUGAUUGGUUAAUCAGAUGCAACCUAAGUUCCACCCUCGUUGCCCGAAUAUGUCUGUCACUAAGCAAAAAAACGGAAUAUGUCUGAUUUGCCUAACACUAGGUUAAAACACUGUAGUGUUUAGCCUGUAAAAUCUAACACACAAAGGGAGAAGGAAGCUGUCUUUUUCCACUGCUGAGCUUUAUCAGUACGAGUGGAUUUAAUCUGUGUGUGUCUAACUACUGUGUAACUCAGGUGGAGAAAUGUUGACCCUAUUUCUCUUCUUAGCUUUAACUUAUGCACCGUUUUUCAUCAUCUCACCAUUUUUCUACUUUAAUUUCACCCUUUCCCUCCCCAUCCCUCUCUCUUUCCGUCUCCACACAUUCACACUUUUUUGUAAAAAUUUAAUGCACAAUGGGGGGGAAAAAGCAAACUGCAAGAGCCAGAGCCUGUGGAAACUACUGUGUGCAUAUAAUUCUUUAUUCUUUUAUUAUUAUUAUUAUUAUUAUUAUUAUUAUUAUUAUUGUUAUUAUUGUUAUUAUUCUCAAUCUUGUUCACUCAUGUAAUAUAGACACCACACUUUUGUUUUAUAAAUGUUCUUUUAUGUAAAGCUCUAGUUAUUACUUUGAUUUUAUUUUUGUAGAUAUGGGACAAAAAUAUGUAAAUUAUUUUAUCUCCCUGUUUAAAAAUGGCAAGAUUGUUAGCUGCACAGAAGGAAACUGUAAAAAUGAUCACGAGUCAUUUGUUUUGUGAUGUAAAAAAAAAAAAAAUGAUCCAAAUAAAUAAUUAAAUAAAUAAAAACGUGUUGCAGUUAUCAAAAUUA
Molecule: messenger RNA, 8869 nt
Organism: Pangasianodon hypophthalmus (striped catfish)
Lineage: Eukaryota; Metazoa; Chordata; Actinopteri; Siluriformes; Pangasiidae
Gene: arhgef11
Product: Rho guanine nucleotide exchange factor (GEF) 11
Exons: 42
Coding region: 1579-5892 (1437 amino acids)
Biological process (GO): G protein-coupled receptor signaling pathway; intracellular signal transduction
Cellular component (GO): cytoplasm
Molecular function (GO): G protein-coupled receptor binding; guanyl-nucleotide exchange factor activity
Source: RefSeq, a predicted model, not a curated record